Molecule: messenger RNA, 2267 nt
Organism: Dermatophagoides farinae (American house dust mite)
Lineage: Eukaryota; Metazoa; Arthropoda; Arachnida; Sarcoptiformes; Pyroglyphidae
Source: RefSeq, a predicted model, not a curated record
UUGUGAUCGACAAAAAGUAAUUGUUGCUGCUGUCGUUGUUUCAUCAUUAUCAUCAUCAUCAUCGAUUGCAGCAAUUAAUCGAUCUGCCAACUUUAUUAUCGUACAGAAUGAAGUAUUGGCAAACAAUGGUCAAUGAACAUUAUGAUCACUAUCUUCGCCAUAAACAACAUCAAAAACCAUUCCGAUCACAACAACCACAACAACAAACUCUUCAACAGCGAUCUACAGCAACAAAUGGAUCAAUUUAUCACAAUUAUGAAAAUAACAACAAUGGUCAACGAUUCAAUGUUUUACCGAAUGGUCAUUAUCAACAUCAUCAAUCAGGACAACAACAACGUUUGGGUUCUACAUCGACCAUAUUAUCAUCAACAUUAUCAUCAUUACCAUCAAGUGGUGCAACAAAUAAUUCAAAUACAUCACCAACAAAUCAUCCUAAUCGUGAUCAUCCUCACCAUUUCUCUAAUACAUCAUUUACAAAUGAUGGCAACAUUAUGGAUCUGGUUCAAGUGGAUGUUGAUUCACCUACCAAAAAAUCCACAUCUUUCAUUACUGAUCAAAUUGUCAAACAACAAUCAAACAAUGGUUCGGCUACGAUUAUUCAAAGAAUGGAACAAUCAUGGUCACCACAAUCAUCACCAUCAUCAUCAACAGAACAUUGUAGCUCUCAGAAUAAUCAUAUGGGCCAGAAUCAAAUUAUGAUGAAUACAACGGCCAAGAAUCGUAAUCCAUUGAGAUCCAUAUUGAAGAAUGCUAAAGUUAGCCCACCACCACCACCAUUACAGCAACAUAAUGUCAACAUUAUGACAAAUGAAACAUCAAAAUCAUCAACAAAUUCUCAUUCAACAAUAAUAAUGACUACUAGUGAUCGAUCACAGCCUAAAUUUGGUAUAUUAAAAAAACCACCAAUUCAAAUACCGGAAGAAAUAUCUAUCUGUAAUGGAAAUGGUUUAAUGCGACGAAAAUCCAGUGAUCAUUAUGAUGAAAGCGAAACAAGUGAAAGUGUAAGUCUCAAUCAAAGCAAAAUAUCUGGCCGAAAAAAUUUGCUCAAAUUUUUUCUUCGUGGUGGUGGUGGUGGUGGUGUUAAUAAAUGCCAAGAAAAUACCGAUAUUAAAGCUGAUCAUUAUGUGAAUUAUAGUGCCAAAAAACUUUCAUUAUCAUCGUUAUCAUCCAAUAACAGUGUCACAACAAUGGAUGGUGAUAAAUCUCAAAAUUCAAUAACCAAUAUUUCACCAUCACCGAUCGUACGAUUCCAAGUGGAUUCACCAACAAGUAGUAGCAAUAAUACUAAUGUUAGCAAUAAUACAAUUAAAGAACAACAACAACAACAUAUCUUUCCAGGACAUGAUGAUGAUUCAAAAGUCUUUGGAAAUCAAUCAAUUCAGAAGGAUCAAAUCUCCUCCAAUUCGAUCGCAUUGAUGGAAUCGAUGGGCCAGACGAUAGAUCAACAAACAAAGCUGAAUUUGGCCAAUGAUAAGCUCAAUCAAUCGCAAACCGAUUCCAUUGAUGUUUAUAAGGAUAAAAAUCCUUUACAGUUGUCCGUCAACUAUCUACAAGUGCCAUCAUCUGUAUUACAGCCAUCAGCUGUAGUACCAUUAUCUUCAUCAUCAUUACCUUCAACCUCACCAAUAUUGUCCAUGAAAACGCAACAACAAUCCACUGAGACAACAUCAGAUAUAACGACCGUGCCAUCAAUGCCAACAAGCCAAACGAAUCAACAACAACAAUCGUUACCAACAAACGUGCUUCCACCAACACAACAGCCACGAAGACCUAGAGCGACCGGUUGGGGCCGUUUUAGUUUACCAAGAUCAUCACAACCAGCAGCAACCAUUGCCGGACAAUCAUCAAAUCUACAUCGUCCAUCGACAAUCACGCAAACGUCAUCAGCAACCACGUUAACAUCCACACCAUAUUAUAUGAGUGGAAUUCCUUCUGCAACUGGUGCACGUGUAUCAGAUCUAAGAAAGAUUCUCAAUCCUGAAGUAGAAAAAGAGGAUUCAUUCAAAAAAUUCACCGAGGCUGUUGAAAAUUGUGAUUGUUUUGAAUUCAAUUUAAAUAAUGCUGCCAAAUUGAUAACCAUUCUUGUAUUGUUGGCUACAUUCAUAUUGGUUAUAAAAGCAUUGAAAGGCGAUCGUUAAAAAAAAAUUCUAUUUUUAAAUGCCAUUCAUGUCCUUUUCAUCACUUGAUGUUUCAACCGCCAAUACAAUACAAUAUCUAUAACAGAAUUAAAUUGUCCAAAACGAAAAAAAAAAUUUACACACCUACAC